Oryza sativa Japonica Group (Japanese rice) is the source of this 3597-nucleotide messenger RNA. RefSeq lists its product as uncharacterized. Gene Ontology annotation, molecular function: GTPase activity; GTP binding. Lineage: Eukaryota; Viridiplantae; Streptophyta; Magnoliopsida; Poales; Poaceae. The record is from RefSeq and is a predicted model, not a curated record.
CAACGCUCGCGUCGCGUAACCCUCGACCACUUCGGUUUCGAUUUCUUCCCUCUUCCCAUUUUGAAACCAGCGGAGCGAGGCGAGCGGCGGCGGCGUGCCCUUGCCGGCGGCGCGCGGGGGGCGCGAUGCUACAGAUGCUCGGCCUCCGCGGGAGCCCCAGCGCGGGGGAUGCGGGCGGCGACGCACCCGUCAGGAACGGCGGCGAGGGUGGGGGUGGACCGGGGCGGCCGCUGCGGCUGGUGUACUGCGACGAGAAGGGGAAGUUCGUGAUGGACCCGGAGGCGGUGGCGGCGCUGCAGCUCGUCAAGGGCCCCGUCGGCGUCGUCUCCGUCUGCGGCCGCGCGCGCCAGGGCAAGAGCUUCGUGCUUAACCAGCUUCUAGGCCGAAGCAGUGGUUUUCAAGUUGCGCCAACACAUCGUCCUUGUACCAAGGGACUUUGGAUGUGGAGUGCACCUUUGAAGAGAACUGGUCUUGAUGGGACUGAAUACAACCUUGUAUUGUUGGAUACUGAAGGAAUUGAUGCUUAUGACCAAACGGGCACUUACAGUAUUCAAAUAUUUUCUUUAGCUGUUCUAUUAUCAAGUAUGUUCAUAUACAACCAGAUGGGAGGCAUAGAUGAAGCUGCACUUGAUCGCCUUUCACUGGUGACAGAAAUGACCAAACAUAUACGUGUCAGGGCCUCAGGUGGAAGGUCCACUGCAUCUGAACUAGGGCACUUUUCACCUGUCUUUGUUUGGUUGCUGAGGGACUUUUACUUGGAUUUGACAGAAGACAACAGAAAAAUUACUCCAAGAGAUUACCUCGAACUGGCUUUGAGGCCUGUACAAGGUGGAGGAAGGGAUGUAUCUUCUAAGAAUGCGAUACGGGAGUCCAUCCGUGCACUUUUUCCGGAUCGAGAAUGCAUUACACUUGUGCGACCUGUGAAUAAUGAGAAAGAUCUUCAGCGCCUUGAUCAACUUCCGUUGAAUAACUUCCGUCCAGAGUUUAGAUCUGGUCUGGAUGCUUUGACAAAAUUUGUCUUUGACCGAACAAGGCCUAAACAACUUGGAGCUAGCACCCUGACAGGCCCUGUCCUUUCUGGACUGACACAAUCAUUUCUCGAUGCGAUCAAUACUGGUGCAGUACCUACGAUAUCUUCGUCAUGGCAGAGUGUGGAGGAAGCAGAAUGUCGAAGGGCAUAUGAUUCUGCAAUUGAUACCUACAAUUCUUCUUUUGACCGGAGAAAACCAGCAGAAGAGGAUGCCAUGAGAGAAGCACAUGAAGAUGCAUUGAAAAAGGCUGUUAGUGUCUUCAAUGCUUCUGCUGUUGGUGCCGGGUUAGCUCGUUCAAAAUUUGAGAAGCUUCUUCAAACUUCUCUCAAGAAGGCCUUUGAGGACUACAAAAGGAAUACUUUUCUAGAGGCUGAUUUGCAAUGUUCGAAUAGAAUUCAGAGCAUGGAGUCAAAGAUACGGACAGCAUGCAACCGUCCUGAUGCAAAGUUGGAUGACAUAGUCAGGCUCAUUGAUGGCCUACUUACAGAGUAUGAGUCAAAAUCUUAUGGUCCAGGGAAAUGGAAAAAACUAGCUACAUUUUUACAGCAGUGUUUGGCGGGCCCCGUGCUUUAUCUUUUCAGAAGACAGAUAGAGCAUAUAGAUGCAGAAAGAAAUUCCCUAAGAUUGAAAUGCAGUUCAAAUGAUGAUAAGUUGGCACUACUUAGGAAGCAGCUCGAAGCAAGUGAGGGGCAUAGGGCUGAGUACCUAAGGCGCUAUGAGGAAUCUAUCAAUGAUAAACAGAAAAUUUCAAGGGAUUACUCCGGACGUAUUGCUGAACUUCAGACCAAGAGUAGCAAGUUGGAGGAACGAUGUGUGAGCUUGUCUUCUGCUCUUGACAAUGCAAAACGGGAAUCUGUUGAUUGGAAGAACAAAUACGACCACAAUCUGUUACAGCAAAAGGCAGAUGAAAGUAAGUUAAAGUCUCAAAUUGCUUCUCUGGAAUCCAGGGUAAAUAUCAGUGAGGGCAGAUUAUCUGCUGUGCGAGAACAGGCUGAGUCUGCUCAAGAAGAGGCAUCGGAGUGGAAACGGAAAUAUGAAGUUGCUGUAAGUGAGGCAAAAACAGCUCUGCAAAGAGCAGCUGUAGCACAAGAACGCACUAAUAAGAAAGUGCAAGAAAGGGAAGACGCUUUAAGGGCAGAACUUGCUAGCCAACUGUCUGAGAAGGAAGAGGAGAUCGCAAGAUUAAACACAAAAAUUAACCAAACCGAAAUUCAUGCCACAAAUUUGAUCUCAAGGCUUGAGGCUACUGAAGCAAAGUUGAAGAACCAUGAGUCAGAUUCGCUGGCUUUGAAAGAAGAGAUCAGAUCACUGACUGUUAGCUUGGAGUCUUUUAGAACUGAAGCUCAGUCACGUGAGAAGGAAGUGAAGAUCUUGGAACAAGAAAAAAACCAUCUUCAGGAGAAGUAUCUAACAGAGUGCAAGAGGUUUGAUGAGGCAGACAGCCGGUGCAAGGAAGCUGAAAGGGAGGCUAAACGAGCAACGGAAUUGGCUGACGUAGCUCGUGCAGAAGCUGUUGCUUCCCAGAAGGAUAAGGGUGAAGCGCAGAGGCUAGCAAUGGAGAGACUUGCGUUAAUAGAAAGAAUGGAGAGACAGGUUGAAGGUCUGGAGAGAGAGAAGAAUAAGAUGCUGGAAGAAAUUGAGCGAGUUGGUCAGUCUGAGAAGGAUGCUGUAUGUAAGGUUUCAUCGCUUGAACAAAGGGUUGACGAGCGGGAAAAGGAAAUUGAUGAGAUGAUGCAACGGAGCAACCAGCAAAGGUCCAGUACAGUUCAAGUUCUUGAGAGUCUACUGGAGACAGAACGAGAAGCCUGCGCUGAGGCCAAUAGGAGAGCUGAGGCUCUGUCACUGCAGUUGCAGGCAACUCAAAGCAAGUUAGAUAUGCUCCAACAAGAGCUGACAUCUGUUCGGUUCAAUGAAACCGCACUGGACAGCAAGCUUAAGGCCUCACAUGCAAGGCGCCUGAGGGGUGAAGCUACUGAGUCUGUCCAUGAUAUGGAUAUCGACGAUGACAACACUGGCAGGCGAAGGAAACGAUCAAAAAGCACGACGAGCCCGUUUAAGAGCAAUCACACCGAGGACGGUGGCUCUGUAUUUGUAGGAGAAGACACUAACAACGGGAGCCAGCAAGCGCAGGAGACGGAGACUGAAGACUACACCAAGUUCACUGUGCUGAAGCUGAAGCAGGAGCUCACUAAGCAUGGGUUUGGUGCUCAACUCCUGCAACUGAAGAAUCCCAACAAGAAGGACAUCGUCGCCUUAUAUGAGAAGCACGUAGUUGGCAAGUAGCGGUUUUCUAUUUAUGCGUGCUAGAUUUUCCCUGUUGCGAUGAACGUUGUUGUCACGGUUGAGGUGAGAGCGCGAAAUAACUAAUGUAACUUAGCCUGAAACUCCAGUUUGUGUUAUUGUUAACUUGGUGCAGUUUAUUUUGCAUGCAUCAUUGGCAAGUGUUUGUAGUACCUGUGUGGCUGUGUUUAGUUAUUACUCACUCUGUCUCAAAAUAAACUCAGCGUGUAGUUCAACUUAUUUUGGGUCGGAGGGCGUAGAAAUUUGGUUUGCAAACCCUUCAUUA